Molecule: messenger RNA, 7610 nt
Organism: Cynara cardunculus var. scolymus (artichoke)
Lineage: Eukaryota; Viridiplantae; Streptophyta; Magnoliopsida; Asterales; Asteraceae
Exons: 19
Coding region: 5846-7375 (509 amino acids)
Cellular component (GO): plasma membrane
Source: RefSeq, a predicted model, not a curated record
UAAUCUUGGUUUCCAUUUUCACCUUCUUGUUCAUAUUGUUCAUACCUCUGUCCCUCUUGACUCCAAGCAAACGGUUUAGGAAAAAAUCUCGACCCAAAUUUGACGAAUUUUCUGUAAAAGUUGAUACCAACGUUGAUAAACCCCAAUAUCCUUCUCUAUCUGUCAUUCAAUAAUCGAUAGAUCUGCCAUUUUCCCAUUUGGGUUUUCCGAGAAAUACCCAGGUAAAGAAACCCAACUCGUAUCUUUUAUAUGCAUACCAUUUCGUUGAGAAAUUCCAAUUGUACAGUAUUUUUUGUUAGGAUUCGAUCAAUUUUUUGGUUUUUGCUUCAUCUGGUACGUUUAUUUGCCUGCUAAUUUUAGUGUGUGGCAUUUUCCUUGAGCUGUCUUGUGUGGUUUCUGCUCCGUUCACUUUGAAUUCGAUGUCAAACGAGUGAUUAUGGGGAAAUAAUAUGGGUUUUGGAGUUUUCAACUUGUUAACUACGUUGAAUAAACAGCAAGUGCUAUGAGAAGGAUUGUGUUAGGUUUUAAAUUUGCAAUGAAACGGAUGCAGUUUUGCAUUUGAGAAGUACUAGGGUUGACAUUUAGAAAAAUAAACAGUUCGAGCUCUGUUUAUGGAACUCAUGGGGUAGUGCAUCAUUUCUACUUAUUCAUGGAACUGCGUUCUUAAUGGAGUUGUUCAACUACAAAGAAUUUGUUCUGAUCUGAUUAGUUGUGUGUUGUCUGUCGGAAUAUCUUUGCAAGGUCUGAUAUGCAGCUGUAUUGUAAACUUACAAGUUGACUUUUAUAAGAAUGAGUUUCAGAGGAAUCUUGAAACCUUUUUUCAUGGUAUUCAUUGAUUGUGUUAACUCAUAAGUUGAGUACACAUGAUAUUGCCUUUUGGAAAGCUCAAUUUGGUUUCACAAUUAGAAACUGCGUAAUCUUCAUAAGUGGCUCUUUCUUUUCUGAAGUAUGUAUUUGUUUAAGAAAUUGAUUGUAUUACCAUUGUGGUAAUCAUGGUUGUGAAGAGUGGUACUCAUAGAAAAACGGUAACCUAGUGCAAUCAAGGCUCCUUGCCUUUUGGAGGGUUUGGGGUGCGUCUUUUUCACAUGGUUUUUUCCUUGUGUAUUUGCAAAGAGCUUGCUUUCGUUACUAGAACUUGUGAACUUCCAAUGACAACUGGGUAACCUUGUUGGUUGCUCUAACUUUCUUUCAAUCAUGGAGAUUACCAUAAGAUUUAAUUUUGAAAUUAUGAGAAAUGAGAUUUAUUUUCCUUAUGCUUAUUAUUGGAACAAAAUGGUUUGCUUAUUUGCACAAAUAAUAUAUGUUGCCAUUCACGCUUUUCCAAACCUACACAGAAGAUGUAGUUUAUUUUAUUUGUUAAACCCCAAAUUUGAUAGUUGCCUACUCUCUCUUAUGAGAUGUUGUCCAGAGGUUUCAAGGACUAUCUCUUUGCAACUAGCAAUAAUUAAGUCAUGAUGAGAUGUAAAUUGUAGGGUACGAGCCAAACACAUUUAAAGUUCAUUUUAUUUGCUAAAGGGCAAACACGAUGCAACAAGACUCCUCGGCUUUACAUGGGAUAAGGAGGUGAGUCUUUGUACACAUAAUCUUUCCUUGCAUUUUGUAAAGCGACUAUUUUUGUGACUAGUCUUGUAUGUGAUCCUAGCCAAGCAUGAGCUUGCUUGGUCAUAGGUUCAUGUCUUGUCAAGCCUAAACUCGAGGUUGGACUUGUUUCACCUAAGGCUUGAGCCUUUGCUCAUUUCUUAUGGGCAGGGCACAUAUAAGCUUGAGUCUCAUAUAAAUCAAAAGUUAAAUCCUUCAAAUAAAACUAGUUCUUAUGGACACGUAUGUGCUUCAGCCUUGCAUACAAUUGAAAGUUAAAUCUUUCAAAUAAAAUUGCAAAUUACUAGAGGCUAAAUAAAAUAUUAUUUACCAUAUGGAUCACAUAAGUUUGGUGAGCUCACUCCAAUAGGAUUGUCGAGUUGUCAUGGCUAAGCUAUAUUAGUCUUGAGCCAACCAAUCUUUUUGAUGAACUAACUAUCUAGCCCUCACAAACCGGUUCUUCUCCCUCUACACCAAUAUCAAUAACUCAACCCAAUGACCUUGGUCACAAAGGAGUAACUGUUAAGCCCAACAUGUUGGAUUUGAUUAUUGGCAAACCUCUGAUGAACACUUAGACUAUUUGGAUACUAAAUGUUAUGUACCCGACCAAACAACUGAAGGAUUGAAGUGAUGAAAGACAAGUUUAAACAUGAAGCUGAUAUAAUGGGAAGUUAUCGAGUGUUGACCCACUAAAGGAUCAACAACUACAACCGGACAAAGUAGUCGUUCAACAUCUGUAGAAUCUCAGUGGCACUAAGAACUAAUGAAGUAGUUCAGUGGAAAUAUAUAACCAUUGAAGUUUUGCCCUUGGGAUGAUAAGUGUAAAAAAGAAGUUACCACUAAAGCUAAACACUACAGAACAUAUUGCCAAGAUUAGACCACAAAAACUCAAUGGACAUUUUUGAAGCUAAAGCUGAACAAAGUAAAGCUGACGCCUAGAAGAUGUCACAAAGUUUUGAUGAAGGUGAACCUUUGUAAACUUGGGGCUAAGCAUUACUUUGACAAAAAAUAACCUUCAAGAACAACCAAGCAUGGGAAACAACUAAGUGGAUGAAGACUCCUUCAGAUAGAUUCAAGGUUUGAAGCCAAGAAAACUAAUGACGACCAAGUUUGUCUGUGUACAACUUGGCUUUUGAUGAUAAGUGUAUGUAAAUUAUGAACUGAGGUAACCACUGAAGAAGUAAAGCUAUGAUAUAAUCAUCCAUCUGAAGUUCAACAAAUAUUAAAUAUCGGCUCAGAAGAUGGUGAACCCCUAAUAACUGAGAUUGAUGAAGCAAGUUGCCACCAAAGCCAAUGCCAUGUUCACUAUCCAGCAACUGAGCAAGUCUUGCCUUACUCAUUUAAUGCAAAAGGAGUAUCAAAAGGUGGACCCAUGUGAAGUUGCGGACAAGGACACAAAGUCAACCCAAUAGUACAUUAAAGCAAGCAUGCCAUUAAAGCAACAUUUAAUGCAACAUGGUUUGCAUUAAAUGUAUUUUGGCUUGCACUUAAUUUAUCAUGGGCACACGUGUCUCAUCAAGAAGAAAUUACUUUAGCGGGUUCACAAAAGGGUAGCAGUAAAGAUCAACAAAUGACGAUCUUUUGGGUAGACAAACCAUCUCGCAUGGCUAUCCUCCUCCAUCACUCAAAGUAUAAAUAUAAGUGAAGACUUUCAAGGAGGAAGAGAGAAUGAACAAGUGCUUUCACUAGAGAACAUUCAUCUAGUUCAAGCUUAAUGUGAACCCAAGUGUUCAUUCCUCCAAGAAGUCUCAGAUCACAUACAUACUUUGUGUUGAGUCUUAUGCUUUGAGUGAGUGAGAUAUCUUGUAAUAUGUCAUUGUACGAAGGUGUCUUGUUUAGGCUUAAGUCACUAGAUUUAUAGUCUAUGUUCCAUAGGGGUGCUUAGAAAAACUGCCAGACCACGAAAAUCAAUCAAACCAAACAAUACCAGACCAUAUUUCGCAGUUUAGGUGGUUUGGCGGUCAAGUUUGGUUUGGGAAAAAGCCAAACGGUGUGGUUUAGUUUGGUCUGCGGUUUGAGGUACCGGGUUGGCAUUUUACUCUGUCAAAUCUGACAACCUAUAUAUAAUAUCAUAUAUAUUUUUAUAUAUCAAAUCUUUAUACAUAAUUAAGUAAUUAUUCAUGCAGAGAAAGUAUUCAAAUUACAAACCUUAAGUUAUAUAUUAUUCGACUUCUCUCGACUCUUAUCUCUUUCUUGUUUUGUGUCUUCUCAUUCUCUUGUUCUCCUCAACUCUCAUUGUUUGUCUUUUCAUUUUUAUUAUCUGACUUGUGUCAACUCUCAUCACUUUUUGUUGAACUAUGGACGCAAAUAUUACUUUUUUGUUGAAUUACUCAUAGCAAUAUGGAUAGCUUUUUUUUGAGAGCAUCAUAUUUAUACAUAUGUAGUUCUAUUAUACAUAUUUUUAUUUCAUUGGCCAUUAUAAUCUCAAACCGCCUAAAAUGGUCAAACUAGACCGCCAUUUGGUGGUCUGGUGUGACACACCAGGUCACUUCAUGCCAAACUGCACGGUUCGAAAACUUCCAAACCACUCUUAUGGUUUGGUUUGUCGUUUGAGGGUUUAGACUACCUAGACAGACUGUGAACACCCCUAAUGGUUCCGCAUAAGACUUCAUUCUUUGUAAUAAGCUUAUAAAUAAUAAAUUUAUCUUAAACUUUGAAAAAGAUUUGUAUUCAAGCUAUAUUCUACAAAUGCUUGUGAUAUUGUCAAGCUCCUUAGGACCCAACAAUCAUUUUACCAUUUUUUCAAGGUUGUCCCCUUCCAUAUAUAGAUAGAAGUACAAAAAUAACAAAAGAGCUUGUAAGGACAUACCAUGAUCAUGAUGGAUUGAAACUUUGACUAGUAAUUUGGAUUAACUACGUAAAGGUUAAAAUUGUAGCUAUAUGAUGAGUGUAUAUACUCUUUGAGGUCUUCCCUUUGUCUGAAUGAAAACAUUAAACUGUGCUUUUACUUCUGCACAAAGGAACAAAAAUUUGUGAAUAUAUUAGAAUGGUUUUCUAUUAAACUCUAGGUUAAACCCAUCAACAACAGUGACAUUGCAUGAGGGUGCAUGGGUAUGGAAUUCACAGAAGAAAUGAGGGUGAAGCACCAGAAUGUAAAAGACAUUUAGCAGGCUACACGACGGUUGGAGCAGAGGGUUUCAAGAACUUUUAAGUUGAAUAUACCCUAUAGCAUUCUUAAAAGUCAACCUUUGGAGCAGAGAAUGCAACCUUAAUGGCUCAAAGUCAAUCCCUUAAAAUAUCUUUUAAUUGAUUUCCUAUACAAUUCCUAUAAUUAUGUGAUUUGGUUCCAUAACACCACUUUGUGUGAACCAAAUUUCAACUGUGUUAAGUUAUUCCAUACCAUAGAUAGAAGAAGCGGAAAGAAAUCAGCCCGACUUCUGCUUUGCAUGGUUGGAGAUUGUUCUGGAAUCUUUAUCAUUGGCAUCUGACAUGGUGCAUAUUUUAAUGUUUAUCAAGGAUUUGUGAUUACAUAAACCGGAUAUCUUAGAUGUAAUAUACGCAAAGCCAUAUAGUUUCAAUUUCUUAACCACAUGGAGCCACUUGUUGCCUUAGAUUUCAACGGGCCCUGACAAUAUUAAGUCAAAUUGUUGAUGAUAAUAUUCACAAGCUGCUUAAAGUAACUCAUAAACACCUUUCUACAAGCAUAUCAGUUUCCAUUAAAGCUGUGAUCUUAGAUUUUGCAUGCAACUUACUAUUUUGUUUAGCAGGACAAAAGAAAGAGUAAGGUUCCAUUUAUUUAUACCAUUUUUUCGCAUUUUCUUUGCGCGUUCCCAUCUUUGUUUCACGUUAUAUCAAUUAAUGGGACCUACAAUCACAAUAAAUGGGACUGGAAAAAUGGAAAUGUUAAAUAACAAAAACAAAUAGAACACCAACAGCCAAGUGGCUGGAUGUGUUACUUGAAGAGCCUCACAUAGUAUUCUAUUUUAGCCCAUUAUAUGCAUAUGACUCUUGCAUAUUGUUAAAAUAUGAUUUAAGGAUUUCAGUUAAUAAAUCUGACACCAGAUAUUAGCCAUACAACCUGAUUAAUGCAGCCUAUACCAUGGAGAGGCUUUGUUGUCUGCCACAAGAUCAAGGUUAACUCACUUGGAGAACCACCCUACAUAGCACCCAUGACAAACAAAUACAUCUGUGUUGUGGAUAUGGUGUGGCCACUUACACAUGAGAUGAGGGUUUGAAAUUGAUCUGCUCUCAAUGGAUCUUGAGAAUAAAUUUGGAUAAAAUGCCAUUUUCAGCCAGUAACGAUGGAAAAAAUAUCUUUUACAAUUAAAUGUGGUCUUCUAGAGGACUUGAAAAUCUCGAUGCAAUGUCUUCUGAUAGGAGCCUGAUGAAUAAGAACAACACGAUUGGUAUCCAGACACUAGCUUCUGAUUCUUCAACUGGGCAUGAUCCUCAAACAGGUCCUUUUUCCAAGGAAGAUGACAAUACUGAAUAUUCUUCGGAUGAACAGGGACGCCAUGCACGUGCUAAAGCUCAAAAGGAGGAAAUCCAGUUUCUUCGAGAAAAAAUUGUCUUUGCAAGUGUCAAGGAACGGCAAUUAUUGAACGAAAAAUAUACAUUGGAAAAGAAAUUUGCUGAACUACGAUUGGCUCUAGAUGAGAAGCAAAAUGAAGCCAUUGAGUCUGCAGCAAACGAAUUGGCUCGUAGAAAAGGUGUUCUUGAUGAAAAUCUAAAAUUAGCCCAUGAGUUGAAGGUUACUGAGGAUGAGAGGUAUAUCUUUAUGUCAUCCUUGGUGGGACUAUUGGUCGAAUAUGGCAUUUUGCCUCAGUUUACAAAUGCCGCAGCUCUUUCUGAUAGCGUAAAGCACUUGCAUGACCAAAUGCAGCAGAAGAUUAGAGAAUCUCAAGGCCAGCAGCGGUAUUCACCUUCACCCUAUGACAAUUCUAUAGGUGGAAGGCAUUUGGAACCCAUUUAUGAUGUUUCUAGAUACACACCUGAAAGCGACCCUAGAGGAAGGAAUAGUCUGAUGCUCAAUGGUCAGAUGAAUACAUCACUAGAUAAUGAUAUUCGGCCGGUUUCCAGGCUGCAUAGUCAGAACGCUCCUGUUUAUGCCUCUAAUAGGGUGGACAAUAGAUUCGAAGAGACGCCUGAUAACAAUUACUUUCAACCGCCUCCAAUGCAUGAUGGGGGUGAUUCUUAUGCUUUAGAAGAUGGCCCAGGAAUAGAAAGCUUCCAAAUAAUUGGAGAUGCCAAACCAGGAGGUAAACUUUUAGGCUGUGGAUUUCCAGUGCGUGGGACCUCAUUAUGCAUGUUUCAGUGGGUUCGUCACCUUCAGGAUGGCACUAGGGAGUACAUUGAGGGAGCCACAAAUCCGGAAUAUGUAGUUACAGCUGAUGACGUCGAUAAACUUAUUGCUGUUGAGUGCAUACCAAUGGACGACCAAGGUCGUCAGGGGGAAAUAGUCCGACUUUUUGCCAAUGAGCAGAACAAAAUAACGUGUGAUCCAGAAAUGCAACAGGAAAUAGACAAAUAUAUGGCGGCUGGUCAAGCAUCAUUUGGUGUUUUGCUGCUGAUGGAUUCUUCUGAGAACUGGGAGCAAACAACUCUCUCUUUGGGAAGAUUGAGCUACCAAAUAAAGGUCAAUCGGACGCAAGAUGUAUUCAUCCAUGAGAAAUAUUCCAAUGAUGUAUCGAUCAAAAUCCCUGCGGGACUUACCACACAGUUUGUGUUGACAUGCGCGGAUGGUUCUUCACAUCCUUUCAAUACAUUCCAUGAUGUUCGAAUGCGCGACACUUUGGUGCUCACCAUGAGAAUGUUCCAAAGCAAGGCGUUGGAUGACAGAAGGAAGUCGAAAGCAUGAAGCUUAUAUUCUUCAAUAUAGAUACAAGUGUUAUAUACUCAUUCUUUGUAGAAAUGAAGUAAAGAACAAUAAGACUACUUUAGAAGGUUUUGUUGUUUAGAUUGGAAUCGAUGAGUGAGAGUGAGAACAUGGGUGUGUUUGUUUACAUGCAUCUUUAUUUGUAGUAGAUUUUGGCUUUCUGUGAAAAGUCAACGGGCUGGUAAAACUCAUUCAGUAUAAAAGGCUUUUACGACCC